CGGGGCCUCCUCGGUCUCCGCCGCGCGGGGCGGAGCUCAGGACUGGUGUGCGGCGUGCUGCCGCGCCCCUGGGCUCGUAGCCGCGGGUCUUGGGGCUUCCGCGCGGCACGCGGGCUUGUCCAUGGACCGCGCGGCCGUGGCGCGGGUGGGCGCGGUGGCGAGCGCCAGCGUGUGCGCGGUGGUGGCGGGCGUGGUGCUGGCCCAGUACAUAUUCACCUUGAAGAGAAAGACGGGCCGCAAGACCAAGAUCAUCGAGAUGAUGCCAGAAUUCCAGAAAAGCUCAGUUCGCAUCAAGAACCCUACAAGAGUAGAAGAAAUUAUCUGUGGUCUCAUUAAAGGAGGAGCUGCCAAACUCCAGAUAAUAACAGACUUUGAUAUGACACUAAGUAGGUUUUCCUACAAUGGAAAAAGAUGCCCAACAUGUCAUAAUAUCAUUGACAACUGUAAACUUGUUACAGACGAAUGUCGUAGAAAGUUACUGCAGCUCAAGGAGCGGUAUUACGCUAUUGAAGUUGAUCCUGACCUCACUGUGGAAGAGAAGUUCCCUUACAUGGUAGAGUGGUAUACUAAAUCACAUGGUUUGCUUGUUGAACAAGGCAUACCAAAAGCCAAACUUAAAGAGAUUGUGGCAGACUCUGAUGUCAUGCUCAAGGAAGGAUAUGAGAAUUUCUUUGGUAAACUUCAACAGCACGGCAUCCCUGUGUUCAUAUUUUCGGCUGGUAUCGGUGACGUGCUUGAAGAAGUUAUACGUCAAGCUGGAGUUUAUCAUUCAAAUGUCAAAGUAGUAUCCAACUUCAUGGAUUUUGAUGAAAAUGGAGUGUUGAAAGGAUUCAAAGGAGAGCUAAUUCAUGUGUUCAACAAGCACGAUGGUGCCCUGAAGAGUACAGACUAUUUCAGCCAGCUGAAAGACAACAGCAACAUCAUUCUGCUGGGGGACUCCCAGGGAGACUUGAGGAUGGCAGAUGGCGUAGCCAACGUUGAACACAUUCUGAAAAUUGGAUAUCUGAAUGACAGAGUAGAUGAGCUUUUAGAAAAAUACAUGGACUCUUACGAUAUUGUUUUAGUAAAAGAAGAAUCACUGGAGGUCGUCAACUCGAUUUUACAAAAGACACUAUAAACAAACCAUUUGUGAGAGGACGUCUCCCACGGGUGCAGCUGAAACCAGCACUGGCCAGCUUGAGGAAAGACUCUUAUUUAUAACACAUCCCUGCUCUUGGCCUUCUCCCGUCCCUCCCGAUGGGAGCCGCCUUCUCUGCAGAUGGGUUGAACCUAUAAACUGCAGCCCCUUCUUCCCGCCUCCAUCAUGAUACUCACCAGAUUUUUUAAAGCAGUUAAAAAUGAUCUUAAGGCAAAAAUUAGAAAAUUAACUUCCUUUUCCAAAGUGGAUUUUGUAGUUUGGUGUUCUGCAGUUUCUGGGCACUUUACCAGGUGAGUGUGGAGGCUCAGAGGCCACUGUCUUGGUUGGUUGAUGGUGUCUCUGAUUUUAACCACUGCCAACUUUGUACUUUGGGUGGAGUGUGAUGAGACCAUCUCCUGAAAUUGUGUUUUCUUUGGUUCUUUUGUCUGGAAAAAUAUUUGCCAGGGAAGUCCGGCACUUAGUAUGUGAAAACUGUUGGUGUCUGUAUCACUGACAUUACAGAUAUUCUGUGUGAAACACUGAAAAUAAACCUGAGAUGGAAAGCUUUUUUAAA
This is a messenger RNA of Peromyscus californicus insignis, 1691 nucleotides long. It is a transcript of the gene Nt5c3a, whose product is annotated as 5'-nucleotidase, cytosolic IIIA. The transcript has 9 exons. The coding region runs from base 122 to 1117 and encodes 331 amino acids. Lineage: Eukaryota; Metazoa; Chordata; Mammalia; Rodentia; Cricetidae. The record is from RefSeq and is a predicted model, not a curated record. Gene Ontology annotation, molecular function: magnesium ion binding; 5'-nucleotidase activity. Gene Ontology annotation, cellular component: cytoplasm.